This is a messenger RNA of Dentiscutata erythropus, 1884 nucleotides long. The record is from the annotation of a GenBank genome assembly. Lineage: Eukaryota; Fungi; Glomeromycota; Glomeromycetes; Diversisporales; Gigasporaceae.
AUGAGCCAUUACCCGUAUGACCUUAUUUAUCCAGAAUUGCGAGAGGAAAAUUCACGUAUGAUAGCAAAUUCUAAAACACAAAAAAAACAAGAAUUAGAAUCGGAUGAAGAGAGCUUUACGGAUGAGGCGUCUGUACCUAGUGAUGAAUUUGAUUCGUCUUAUAACAGUGAUGAAACUGAGGAAGAAUUAUUUGAACUUUGUUUCUACAAUGUGAAUAAUGAACUAGUAUAUGAUAACGUAAAAAUGGCAGUUGAGGAAGCUGACAUUGAGGACAUUGAUUCAUCUAAAAAAUUUCCGGAAGGGUCAUUUAUUGAUUAUUAUGACAGUGGCCAUGAGAUGGAUUCAUCACAAGGAAGUUUAUAUGAAUCAUUUCAGGAUACUGCAGAUGAUAUGAACUUGUCACAAGAAAUUCGAGACGGUUCAAUAAUUGAUUCUGUAGGUAAUGUGAGCAUUUUAUCUGAUAAAAAAACUGAUAUAAUAAGGGGGAUGCAGCGUUUAACUGGCCAAUCUGUGGAAAAUAUUCUAGAAAAUGAGGACUUACAGAAUCAAGAAAAUGCAAAUAAGCUCUCUUUAUUAUACAUACUUGGUGGCAAUCAGCUUUCCAACCCUUCUCAAAGUGACAUUUCACCACAAACCUUGCAUACGUUCAAAGAAAUUGGUAUAAGUCCAAACGAACGAUCAAAUGAUAAAGUGAAUCCAACAGAUAUAAUGCAGUCAAUGGCCACAUCCUCAAGAGAACCUCAAUUUAAUCCUGAAGCAUUAGGAGUAUCAACAAGUAAGAUACCAGCACAACCUGUGUUGACUAAUGGUGAGGAGCCAGAAAAAGAACUACGCUCAGUUCCAAAUUUGGCGCUAUUUAAUAGUAAUACACCGCUUAAACUCGAUUUGCCUUUGCCAACGAAGAAUAAGACAAGCCGACCACCCAUUGACAAACCAUAUUAUGGACCAAUUAACCAAAAUGAUUUUCACUCACCUAUAAUUCAUAAAACAACCUCACCCAUGUAUGAUCCACAUGUGAAUCCACCAUUCAAGAAUAAUGAAUGGCUAUUUAAUCAAAAUAAUUACCAACCAUCAGUAAUUCAUGAAACAUCUUCGUAUUUUAACGAACAAUAUGUGAAUCCAGAGGUGGCUUGCUGCGCGAAAUAUAACCAAAAUUUUCCCUGUCGAUCUAUAAUUCAUGAAACAAUAUACAUGAAUGAUUCAUAUGUGAAUUCUGAGAUGGUACGCUACAGAAGAAAAAAGUCUGCGUUUAACCAAAAUUUUACUUGUCAAUCAACAAAUCAAGAAAUGAUACCAUCUCUGAACGAACAUACUUGCCCUGAAAUACCUCGCUUAUCACAUAGUGAUCCAUCGUCGGUGCUAGAGGUAAACCGAGGAACUUAUGAUAAAAUGACCAUAGACCGAGAGUCUAAAUUAUCUAAUAGAACACAAGAUUUACGUGAACAGAUGAUAGAAUGUUGGUCUUCUCACAAGCUUGAAGAAGAUAAGUCGUAUAAGAGAUGCACAGAUUCAUGUUUAUAUGCAUACAAAGGUGAUCAACCAAGUAUAAUAUUUCAAAAAGGACAGUAUGCAUGUAAUGAACCGAGCUGUAAUUAUCGUUUCCUUCGUCAAUCAGAUUUGGAAAAUCACAUAAUUGUACAUAUAAGGUUUAAACCUUUUACUUGUAAACAUCCCGGAUGUAAUCAAUCAUUUCCGUGGCUUUACCUUUUAGAAAAGCAUCUUCUCACCCAUGAGACCGGAGGCCCUCUGAAAUGUGAUUAUUCUGGGUGUGACAGGGAAUUUAUGGCACCCAGUCACUUAAUCGAACACCAAAACGAACAUAAUAACGAAAGAUUUUUUGGUGUACAAAAAUCUUGGAAUGAACCUUCUAGAUAUAAAGAAUGA